Messenger RNA from Paramecium sonneborni, 1703 nucleotides. Lineage: Eukaryota; Ciliophora; Oligohymenophorea; Peniculida; Parameciidae. The record is from the annotation of a GenBank genome assembly.
AUGAUUGCUUAGAAAAAUACUAAAAUUUAAAAUGAUAACAUUUUGAUGGGAAGUUGUGAAAUGGAGGAUUUAACAAGUAAUAAAAUAGAUUACAAUCUGAUAGUUUAUCCGUACGAAUUCGUAAAUAGAGAGUUCUUAGGAUUUAUAGAGAAAACAUCUUAUAUAAAGGAAAAUUACGAAUUAUUAUCUAAAGUAGGACAAAAUCUACGAUUGAAUUUUAAAGAUUGGCCUUCUGUUGAUUAAGCAAUAUAACUUUUUUAAAAGAAUAUGUAUCAUUUUUGUUGAAUUUUAAAGCAAAAAUGCUAAAAAAAAAUCAAUAAAAUGGAGUGAUUUUGAAAAAAAGCUCUUUUAUUGGAUUGUUAUACGAUAUUAUAUAUAUAAAGGAAUUAAAGAUAAUAAAUAAUUAGUAUUUAAUACUUUAAAUUUUAAAAGGCUACUGAAUAAUGGAGAGAAAUAUCAAAAAUGGUUAUAGGAAGAAAUGCUCAUUAAUGUCGCUUAAAAUGGGAAUAAAAAUAUAAAAUACCAUUAUCAGAAGCACCUUGGACUGAAUAAGAAGAUAAUUUACUUUAUUAAGUUCAUGAGUAAGAGAAUUUCUAAGUAUUAGAGAAUUUAAAAAAACAGGUAAGGAAAACAAGUGGUCGUAAAUCUCAAGGGAAAUAUAUAAAAAAUCUAAUAAUAAAAUAAUUAGAUAGCCUAAAUAAUGUAGAGAACGAUGGAUUAAUCGACUUGAUCCAAAUAUUUCUAAGUAUUUUAAAUUUAUAAUUAGCGACCCUUGGAGUAAAUAAUAAGAAAUAGAUUUGUUGAAAACUAUAUUAAUGAAAGGAAAGAAAUGGUCAGAACUCUCAUCAUUAUAUGGGAGGGUUAGAACAGAAAAUUCAUUAAAAAACAAAUACAAUUCCCUGCUUAAAAAAGAAAAAAUGAAAUAUGAAUUUGAAACGAUAAAUCCUCAUUUAUUUGAGAAAGUAUAAUAGUUGCGAAAAGAUUAUGCUAAAAGGUAUGGUAAUAUCACUCCAAUUGAAGAAAUAGAUAACUAUGAAUGGCAAUUUAUAGUUUUAGCAAUUUAGGGCUUAUAUAUUGAAUUAUGCAUCUAAGACGGAAAAAUUGAAGAAGCUUAAAAAAUAAAUAAUGACAACUUUUUUAAUUUAUUUCACGAAGAAUCUUCAGUUAAACCAAAUAAAAGCAUUUUAUAUAAAAAAGAACUUAAUAUUAAAAAAGUAGAUCACGAUUUAGUUCUUAAUAAUGAAAAUUGUGGAGUCGUUGUUUUUAAUAAUAAAAAUAAUAAAUUAUAUUUAACACCCUAUAAUGUGAUAGAUUUCUAAAAUAUAAUUCUAAAUUAAAUUAAAAAGAAAAUUAAAAUAGAAGAUAAUGCUACUACUUCAUCUGCUUAUUCUGAUCCAAAUUAGAAUUAAUUAAGAACUUCUAUAGGUACAUAAUCAAUAUAAUAACUAUUAUAUCUAACAAAUUAACCUAAUUUUUAUGUUCCUAUAAAUUAAAGUAUUUUCAAUAGCUAUUGGCUACCACCAGUUUUUCCAUAAUAAAUUGUAUCUUCUUAAGUUUAAAAUAAUAAUUUUAUAAAUCAUUAACAAUAAUUUUAAGAAGAUAAAUUAAGAUAAAAUAGUGAACACAAAAAAGAUCAUUUAGAUGAUAUUUUCGAGUAAUGUGGAGUGGAUAUCAAAAUAGUCAAUUCAGAUGAUGAAAAAUGA